AUGCAGGAGGCAGGAUACAGCACCAUCAACGCCAGUGGACUAUACCUCUGCCCCGGCCUGAUUGACUGCCACACGCACAUCACAGCCACCCCAGGGCAGACGGCAUCGUCACUGACCGGCACGAGCGAGACGGACACGGCGCUCAAGACGGGCUACGUGCUCCGCGGGAUGCUUUCGCGUGGCUUCACCACCGUACGUGAUGUGGGCGGGGCCAACCGGCACUUUAAGAAUGCGACGGCGGACUGGCUUAUUCCUGGCCCACGUAUCCUGCAGGGUGGGCCCAUCAUGUCCCAAACCGGCGGGCACGGCGACAUGGCGUCGCAGGACAGCCAAAUCGGGUGCUGCCAGAUCACGCCGUGGGGCCAUGGGCCGCAGCUCAGUGCUGUCGCCGACGGCGUGGAUGCGUGUCUCAAAACGGCACGCAAGAUCAUGCAGAUGGGCGCGGACCACAUAAAAAUAUGCGCGUCCGGCGGUGUGGCUUCGCCAACCGACAGACUGGAAAGUGCACAGUUCACGGUGCCCGAGAUCCGGGCGAUCUGCGACACGGUGCGCAUGAUGGGAGGCCGGCUCGUGACAGCGCACUGCUUCACCACCGAGGGUGCGCGGAACGCGAUUGAGGGCGGCAUCGGCGGCAUCGAGCACGGCAACCUCAUCGACGAAGACACGCUCAAGCUCAUGGCCAAAAAGGGCGUGCAUCUCACGCCUACGCUGAUUGUGUGCGACCUCCUCUCCCGACCGCCGUACGACGCCAUUAUCCCGCCCGCGUCGCGCGAGAAGCUCACACACGUGCAGGAGAUGGGCUUUGUCACGCUCAAGAAGGCGCACGAGCUCGGGGUCAACAUCGCCUACGGCACCGACGCGUUCUCUUCCAUGCAGCCACUCCAGUUGUCCGAGUUUGAGCUCCGCAAGCGUGUCCUCCCUUCGCCAGUCGUUCUGAGGCAAGCGACGUUCAACGGCGCCAAAGUGCUCGGCUUGGAAGGUAAGGUCGGCGUUGUGGCUAAGGGCGCGUUUGCGGAUUUCCUCCUCCUCUCGGCCAACCCACUCGAGGACGUGGCAAUCCUCAACCACCCUCACAAAUAUCUCCAGGCUGUGGUGAAAGAUGGUCGGUGUGUCAGCUCCCAAAUCAAGGACCUGCGGGUCGAGAUACCGUUGAUGUAG
Molecule: messenger RNA, 1158 nt
Organism: Cutaneotrichosporon oleaginosum
Lineage: Eukaryota; Fungi; Basidiomycota; Tremellomycetes; Trichosporonales; Trichosporonaceae
Source: RefSeq, a predicted model, not a curated record